CUAAACUUUGCAGAGCUGCACGCCUCCAGGAAUUGAGUUUGGCACCACUGGUAUAUAGUAUUGAGACUGAUCUCUCUCUCUCUUUUUUUUUCAAUCAGUGCAAAUAAAUGCAAGUACUGGCAGUGCAUCAGAUGGAGGUAUUUAAAAUUUCAUCAAAAGAUGGCCGCUGCUCAAUUUGGACAGAGAUGGGGGAAUAAUAGAGUCUGCCCAAAUGCAAACAAAUUCCUCCAAAGGACUGGUGUGGAAGCUGAAGAGGAGAUCGACGAUAUGACCGUUCCAGAACUAUCCAGGAUAAACCAUGAAGAACAAACAGACUGGAUGGAAGUAAAACCGCAAAGACAUGUGGUGAAUGAAGUGGAGGAGGAAUGUUGUAAAAUCAAAACUUCAAGAAAAAAAGCCAAACAGCUUCACACCUGCUCACAGUGUGGAAAUAGUUUCAGACAAAAAGGAGGCCUUAAGAAGCACAUGAGAAUCCACACUGGAGAGAAACCAUACACAUGCACUCAGUGUGGAAAGCGUUUUACUGAUGCAUCAGGUUUCAGUUAUCAUCUGCGCAUUCAUUCUGGAGAAAAGCCAUUUAACUGUGAUCAGUGUGGUAAAAAGUUUAUUUCAUCAUCACAUCUAAAAGCACACCUGACAGUUCAUUCAGGUGAGAAGCCUCAUGUGUGUUCUUACUGUGGAAAGAGUUUUUCACGGCUGGACAGUUAUAAACGGCACCAGAAAACACAUAAUGAAGUGAAAGAUCACAUGUGUUUUGAGUGCGGGAAGAGCUUUACUAGAGUAACCCAUCUGAAAGAGCACCAGAGGAUUCAUACUGGAGAAAAACCUUACAAGUGCUCAUACUGUGACAAGAGUUUCACUUUGUCUGUAAAUCUGAAAAGGCAUGAGCGAGUUCAUACUGGAGAGAAACCGUACAAAUGCCCUCAGUGCGGAAAGCAUUUUAGACAUUCCAACUCUGUAGUGUAUCAUAUGAUAAAGACUUGUCUGAAGUCGUCAUUAUCACGACCAAUGAAAUCUUCAGAAUCUGUGGUGGGCGGAGUUUGUGCUUGUGUUAAAAAGGUGAGGGAUAUUCACAUGAUCCUAUACAGGACUGGUGCAGAAGUUGAAGAGGAGAUUGACGACAUGAAUGAUCCAGAACCAUCUAGAAUGAAUCAUGUAGAUACUGAAGAACAAACAGACUGGAUGGAAGUAAAACAGCAAAGACAUGAGGUGGAGGAGGAACGUUGUAAAAUCAAAACUUCAGGAAAAAAAGCCAAUCAGCUUCACACCUGCUCACAGUGUGGAAAUAAUUUCAGAGAAAAAGGAAACCUUAAGAAGCACAUGAGAAUCCACACUGGAGAGAAACCAUACACAUGCACUCAGUGUGGAAAGAGUUUUACUGAUGCAUCAAGUCUCAGUUAUCAUCUGCGCAUUCACUCUGGAGAAAAGCCAUUUAACUGUGAUCAGUGUGGUAAAAAGUUUAUUUCAUCAUCAAAUCUAAAAUUCCACCUGACAGUUCAUUCAGAUGAGAAGCCUCAUGUGUGUUCUUUGUGUGGAAAGAGUUUCUCUCGGCUGGACAGUUAUAAACUGCACCAGAAAACACAUAAUGAAGUGAGAGAUCACAUGUGUUUUGAGUGUGGGAAGAGCUUUAUUACAGCUGAUCAUCUGAAACAUCACCAAAGAAUUCAUACUGGAGAGAAACCUUAUAAGUGCUCAUAUUGUGACAAGAGUUUCAUUCGGCCUGCACACUUGAAAACACAUGAGCGAGUUCAUACUGGAGAGAAACCGUACCACUGUACUCAGUGUGGAGAGAGUUUCACUCGGUCAACAAAUCUAGUGACCCAUAUUAAAAAGCAUUGUUCUGUGUCAGAAUUAAAGAUGGAGUUUAUUAAAGAGGAGAUUGAGGACAUGAGUGUUUCAGAACCAUCCAGAAUAAAACAUGAAGAUACUGAAGAACAAACAGACUGGAUGGAAGUAAAACAGCAAAGACAUGAGGUGAAUGAAGUGGAGGAGGAACCUUGUAAAAUCAAAGGUGAACAGCCGUUCACAUGCCCUCAGUGUGGAAAGAGUUUCAGACAAAAAGGAAACCUUAAGAGGCACAUGAGAAUCCACACUGGAGAGAAACUGUACACAUGCCCUCAGUGUGGAAAGGGUUUUGCUGAUGCAUCAGGUUUCAGUUAUCAUCUGCGCAUUCACUCUGGAGAAAAGCCAUUUAACUGUGAUCAGUGUGGUAAAAAGUUUAUUUCAUCAUCAAAUCUAAAAAAACACCUGAAAUGUCAUUCAGAUGAGAAGCCUCAUGUGUGUUCUUUGUGUGGAAAGAGUUUUUCAAGGCUAUAUAGUUAUAAAUGUCACCUCAAAACACACAAUGAAGUGAGAGAUCACAUGUGUUUUGAGUGCGGGAAGAGCUUUACUGCACCUGUUCAUCUGAAACAGCACCAAAGGAUUCAUACUGGAGAGAAACCUUACAAGUGCUCAUAUUGUGACAAGAGUUUCACUCAGUCUGUAAAUCUGAAAACACAUGAGCGAAUUCAUACUGGAGAGAAACCAUAUCACUGUACUCAGUGUGGACAGAGUUUCACUCAGUCAGGAACUCUUGUGACUCAUAUUAAAAAGCAUUGUUCUGUGAGCAAAUCUUUUCUAGAUUCAGUAUUUCAAAUAAAUUAUUUGUGAUUCAGAUUCGGUAAAUAUGAGAUAAGCUCAAAUAAACUGGUUUGCUGUGAAAUGCCACAAGAUUUGUGAUGUUUUUUUCUGUUUUGUUGGAGAACUGCAAAAGUAUUUAGUCACUUUAUUCUUACAUUGAUGUUGUUUAUUCUUUGAUUAAAUGUCUGCUCUGACAAAGACACUGACAAAGAAACACCCAAAUUAAAAUGGAAAAAUAUGAAACAAAAGAUAUUUAUU
Cyprinus carpio (common carp) is the source of this 2877-nucleotide messenger RNA. Its product is annotated as zinc finger protein 91-like. Gene Ontology annotation, cellular component: nucleus. Gene Ontology annotation, molecular function: DNA-binding transcription factor activity, RNA polymerase II-specific; RNA polymerase II transcription regulatory region sequence-specific DNA binding. NCBI's taxonomy places the organism in Eukaryota, Metazoa, Chordata, Actinopteri, Cypriniformes, Cyprinidae. The record is from RefSeq and is a predicted model, not a curated record. The transcript has 7 exons. Bases 160 to 2649 code for a protein of 829 amino acids. Gene Ontology annotation, biological process: regulation of transcription by RNA polymerase II.